Owenia fusiformis is the source of this 1265-nucleotide messenger RNA. Lineage: Eukaryota; Metazoa; Annelida; Polychaeta; Sabellida; Oweniidae. The record is from the annotation of a GenBank genome assembly.
UGAUAUGUGACUAAGCUUGCAUGUAUGUCAAAUUUCUCAGCAUGUACCUUAUCAUACCAUUUGCAAUGCAGGCACACUGCCAUGUGUAAGGGUGUGUUAACUGCAUAUAUUUGUCAGCCAUGGUAUCUCAACAGGAUUUUGGCCAAAAUAAAAAUACUUGGGCCCUUUAAAUAAAAGUAGGUCAUAAAUUCCUGUGCAAACACAAAAGCUGACCAUUCAAAGGAAGGACAUCAGCCGAGUAGGUGCAUUCAUUCAAUUGUGACUCCCUUGAACAAGAAGACAACAGAAUGAAGAUCUACAUGUGUUUGAUGGUGCUAGUAUGUGCCACUAUACCAAACAUUGUCUCAGCUGGAACUAUAACAGCAUUAAGGAGAACAUUGGAACUUUACUCCGCUGAAGUUGAUGUUUCAACCAGGGCGUACAGUAAGGUAGCAGGCCCCUGUCCUAGUGCAAGUGGUACAUGUAAUGGAAUAUGCUGUGCCUCUGACUCUGGCACCGCUUGUACAGCUGCAUCACCUUGUUGCAUUGAGCAAGGCACAUAUCCUGGGGUUUAUUCCAGAUGCAUUAAACAAUCAAAGAGGGAGUUAGAGCUAAUCCAAGAUGAGAUGGAUGUUUCAACCAGGGCCUACAGUAAGGUAGCAGGCCCCUGUCCUAGUGCAAGUGGUACAUGUAAUGGAAUAUGCUGUGCGUCUGACUCUGGCACCGCUUGUACAGCUGCAUCACCUUGUUGCAUUGAGCAAGGCACAUAUCCUGGGGUUUAUUCCAGAUGCAUUAAACAAUCAAAGAGGGAGUUAGAGCUAAUCCAAGAUGAGAUGGAUGUUUCAACCAGGGCCUACAGUAAGGUAGCAGGCCCCUGUCCUAGUGCAAGUGGUACAUGUAAUGGAAUAUGCUGUGCCUCUGACUCUGGCACCGCUUGUACAGCUGCAUCACCUUGUUGCAUUGAGCAAGGCACAUAUCCUGGGGUUUAUUCCAGAUGCAUUAAACAAUCAAAGAGGGAGUUGGAGCUAAUCCAAGAUGAGAUGGAUGUAUCAACCAGGGCGUACAGUAAGGUAGCAGGCCCCUGUCCUAGUGCAAGUGGUACAUGUAAUGGAAUAUGCUGUGCCUCUGACUCUGGCACCGCUUGUACAGCUGCGUCACCUUGUUGCAUUGAGCAAGGCACAUAUCCUGGGGUUUAUUCAAGAUGCAUUGCAGAUAACAAACGUGAAAUGUAUUUGAGAGACAUGCUGAAUAACCUCAUCAAACGCAUCUCCAAAGAGAACAAAUAA